Messenger RNA from Moneuplotes crassus, 1657 nucleotides. The record is from the annotation of a GenBank genome assembly. Lineage: Eukaryota; Ciliophora; Spirotrichea; Euplotida; Euplotidae.
UUUGAAGUUUAAUUUUUCUAAAAGUUAUAACAAUAAAAUUACAAGAAUGUCAGCUAUUCAAAAACAGAAAUUCCCAAGCUUGCAAGGGAAGCUAAAUUUUGUGUUUACCAACAUGGCAGACUCCACACAGCAAAGCACACAGAGGAUGCAACGAGAGGAAACUCUUAAGGACAUUAGCCAGAGUCCUUCUAAUUUGAAUCAUUUUAACAGCGUGACUCACAAAUUUAGUUUCCCAGAGGGCUCUGACUGCCGCUCUUUAGAGAAUAGUUAUGAGCGAAGGCAGAGAUCUAUCAAUAUAGAAAGGAAAGCAAUGUCUCCAUUUGUAAGGGGCAUACAUCCAGGGAUGCACUUUUUCACUCCAAAAUAAAUCCUCUAUGAAAGAAAUGAAAAGAAAAUUUAGAAAGAUACCCCAAAAACCAAAAGAGAAAAUGCUUGAGAGUAUAUUCAGCCCUCAUUAUAAAUCUUCUGACCUCAUGAGAGACCCACUAAAACCACUUAAGAGCAGAGCUGAUUCUAAGAAAUUAGUGCUAAAGAAAAAGAUGGUCAAUAAAUCUGGCUACAAAGCUACAACAUUUGAUUUGAAGGAGAAAUUUUCAGACAAAGAAAUACCAGGCAUAGAACAGAUUAUGUCAAACAGUACACAAUUCCGGUCAAAGAAGGAGAUCAGAAACCUUUGUGAGUAUGUCUAUGAUAUAAAAUAAGUCGAAGUAUGAGCCAUCUGGUGCUGCUAAAUCAAGGUCUCCAAAAUUACUGAAGAAUACCUUCUCUCCCGUUGUCUACAAACUAUAUCGAAAUAUGCGUAAUAAGCAGAGAAUAGUCAGGGAGGCUCCUACACCAGAAGUUAAACUUUCCCCAACAAUACAGAAGGUGAGGCCUAAGGCCAGGCCUCACCACCAAACUCUGGAAGAGCACAGCCAAGAUGCCAAUGAGAAACAGAAAAUAUCACCAGUAGACACUCGGGAUGAUUUCACAAAGCAAUUUAUGAUCCAGUCUAAAAUAAGACAAGUUAAAGUUGAAUCAAGUGAUGGAAAUCUUGGAAGUAGAAGAAGCAGUAAGAGAAGUUCUAUCAGCUCUUUCAAGACAAGAAUGAGAGAUAUGUCUAAUAAUUCUUCCCUAAACUCACCCCACAAUUGGUCUUUCUCGAAGGCGAUCAAUGUUUUGGUAACUAAGUAAACAAGUUGAGGAAGAGAUCGAGAAAGAUAAGGUCAGCUUACUUAAGCUAGAUUUUUAUAAUUUCUUCGAAAUGCUCUCUAAAAGAAAAAAGAGUUUUGAUUUUGGAGAUCCCAGAAUCACUAAAUUGUUCAAUAAGUACUAUGAGCGGGCCAGGCUCGAGCUUUUUAAGGAUAGAACCAGGUUCAGGACCAAACUUAACAAGGCUAGGGUUGAGGAUCUGAGACGAUUUCGCAAGAAACAUGAGAUUAUUGGAAAUUAUGCUAUCAGUAACAAAAGCCCACUUGAUUACCAACACAAAAGUCUUUAUAACAACGAUAGGAUGGAUUUCAUUGAUAUUCCGAGUAAUAAGAGGAUAUUUGAUGAAUGUAUUUCUGAUGUUGACCAGGAGGAGCUUCUUCAAGAAGAAAUCAAGGCUCUUCGUAAGACUAGAAGAAGAAUCCAAAAUCGAAAAAUAUCUAGCUAGUGUCAAUAUUUCCAGAUAAAA